Pseudo-nitzschia multistriata is the source of this 972-nucleotide messenger RNA. NCBI's taxonomy places the organism in Eukaryota, Bacillariophyta, Bacillariophyceae, Bacillariales, Bacillariaceae. The record is from the annotation of a GenBank genome assembly.
CAUCAAUCGUGUUUCCACUUCGAAAUAAUCUCUCGUCUCCUCGAGCCAUCACAGCGUUCUGUGAUGGCCAUCGGCGCAAUUGGAAUGGCACCGACCAGCCCCUCCAAGCAUUAUUUCUGGGAACCAAAACCUUCASUCUCAACCGCUGUCUAUCUGCACUCUCUACGAUGACGGCUAGAAAAUACUAUCGAUGUCUCGCCGCCCUUUUUGCUCCGAUACUGCUGUCGACGCAUACGCUGGGGUUCCUGGCCGCACCGGGAACACACUCGGGGAGGAAUCCGAACGUGACAUCAGACUCUCGGGGAGUUCAUCGUUCGAGAAAUGUCAAUGCGUUUGGAUCACAAUGGAAGAACACCAACGGUGAUGAUAACCAUCCGGUGCACGUCUUGCGGAAUUCAAACUAUAGACCACAAGACAGCCUUUUCUCCGGAAUAGCGGAGGUCGGAAUGGGCUUUUCGAUCGGUGUUCUAUACAGCGAGUACUUUAUUAUCACGACCGGAUGUGGUCCCCCGAAUUUCGGUGAUACACUGGAACGAAUCUGCUACCAGGGCGUCAUCGUAUUUGCGGGCCUGGCACUUUUCAAUCGCAUCGUCACACUCUUCGCGUCCGGUCUGGACGACACGGUCGAAAAUUUGUACGGACCGCUGCAAACAUCGACGUUGUGGCAGGKGAGGGKGGUAGAAUACCUUAGCGCUCUUGCGGUGAUUGGCGCCGUGGUAGCAUUGCAGGUCCAAUACAGUAAGGGUUCCGUGAUGGACGGUCUCUCGGGAAUCGACAUCAACUGGUGCCGUGCCGUCCGGGGUGACAUUGUGUAGUUUUAAAAUGCACUCGAGCAAAGCAAUUGAUCUUUCGACACACAUUCACAAACCCCGGAAGAUCGGUUCCACGAGCCGAUCCAGAUCCCGUAGUCGAUUAAGUUUCUUCUGCUCUCUGUUGGUACCAUGGAUCAUCCCAUAAAUUUUGACCAUUCCC